GCCCCAACUCCCCACGGGGCGGUUCCCACGGCCCCCGCCCUCAUUGCCAUCCUUGCUCCGAAUGCUCCAAUCAUUGGAGCAGAACUCCUUAAUAUUUAAUCUCUGUAGUGUAGAGACUACAGAGUCUGAAGUAACUUCUCCAUCACUUCUUCAUCGCCAUACCGUCGUCGCCAUGUUACCCGCUUGGCUCAGCCCAGUCUCCUUGUACGGCGGUUUCAUUCGGCGGUGCCUCUCAGUCGCCGGCCUCACUCCGCAAUCAUUGGAUAUCGAUGACGAAACCACUCUCCACUUUUGGGGCCCGAACCCGACUUCAUCGCCGUCUGGGAAGCCCGCUCUGGUCCUGAUCCACGGCUUCGGCCCAAACGGCGUCUGGCAGUGGCACCCCCAAAUCUCCUUCUUCGCCUCCGAUUACAACGUCUUCGUCCCCAACCUCGUCUUCUUCGGCCGAUCCGUAACCAAAUCCACUGAUCGUUCGGAGGUUUUCCAGGCCAAGUGUGUGGGGAAAUUGAUGGAGAAACUGGGGGUGGAAAAGUUUUCGGUGGUGGGGACGAGCUACGGCGGAUUCGUGGCGUACCACAUGGCGAGGAUGUGGCCGGAAAGAGUGGAGAAGGUGGUGAUCGCGAGCUCGGCCAUUAACUUGAGGAAGCAGGACAAUGAGGGACUGUUUAAGAGGGCCAAAGUGGACAGGAUAGAAGAUGUGCUGCUGCCGGCUACGGCGGAGCAGUUACGGAAAUUGCUAUCGAUCUGCACUUUCCGGCCGCCUUCUAGAUUCCUGCCGGAUUUCCUUUUCAACGAUCUCAUACGUAAAUUAUACACAGAAAAUAGGAUCGAGAAGGUGGAACUGCUGUACGGAUUAACCAUUGGAAGAGAUAACACGCCCGAAGUUUAUCCUCUUCAACAGGAAGUGUUGCUUAUAUGGGGAGAGCACGACCGGUUAUUUCUAUUAGAAAAGGCUACGCAACUCAAAGAUGAAACCCGCAUGGAUAACUCAGUUGGUUGAGUGGUGAGAAAUUUGGAACAAUGACCAAUGUUCGAAAUCCGCAGCGGUCAUGUGAAGGUUACAGCUCCUGCGUGAUGGGCUGAAUCUCUGUUGCGCACGAGUAUAAAGUCUAUCAUCAUUGGGCCGACUGAGUCAUUGUGACUUAUUUCUUCACCAUUCUAUCGGGUCGGGGUGUGGGGGCUCCUGGGUUGGAGAUUCCAUCUUUUGGAACAACAAACAAUAAAUUGUAUUAAAAAAUGACACAUAUGGGCUCUAUUAUUUUGUUUCCAAUUUCAAAAAUAGGAUUCAUUUUAAUUUUUCCAAAAAAUGUCUAAUCACACUAAUUGCAUUUAAAUUAUUUAACAUAGUACUACG
Cuscuta epithymum is the source of this 1354-nucleotide messenger RNA. NCBI's taxonomy places the organism in Eukaryota, Viridiplantae, Streptophyta, Magnoliopsida, Solanales, Convolvulaceae. The record is from the annotation of a GenBank genome assembly.